CGCUGAUAUAACAAUUCCAGUUAUUAGUACUUCAAGCUCUCAAAUUAAUAAUGCACCAGAUACUCUUCAAGUUAACAGCAACCUUGAGAAUUAUGAUAAUUUUGAGUCAACGUUAGAAGCUAAUUUUUUUGAAAAUGAAUUUGCAAAUAUAUUACAAACUGAAAAAAUAGAAGAAUAUAUUAUCAGUUCACAAAGCGAUAAAUAUGAUAAUGUUAAUAUACUUUCAUACUGUAUGGAUGAAGUAGAAAGAUUUAUUACUAUACAGUUUCAAAAUGCUGA
Molecule: messenger RNA, 279 nt
Organism: Ambispora leptoticha
Lineage: Eukaryota; Fungi; Glomeromycota; Glomeromycetes; Archaeosporales; Ambisporaceae
Source: the annotation of a GenBank genome assembly